AUGGAUGGUAUCACCACCCGAGUGUACCGACGAGUCAAACGUUACUGGCGGAGGAAACCCUACAUCCGGCUCGGCGGUCUAAACCGGCCACGCCGGUUCUGGCGGAUAAGAGUAACAUCAAAGCUGAAGUUGAAACUUAAAAAGAAGCUGAAGUUGAGAUACUCUCCGAAGAAACUACUCACCGGAAUUCGUGACGGUUACGUGAACAUGAUGACGCGAAUGGCGAAUUCGCCGGUGGUUGCCGGAAGCGGUGGUUUCGGUGAAGGGGUGGCGAAGUUCGGGAUGAAACCGGUGAAAGAAUACGAUGAGAGGUUGAUAAUGGAGAUGUAUAAAACGAUGGUGUUGAGACAAGCUCAGUUGGCAACUAAUUUUGGUGUAUAA
Molecule: messenger RNA, 381 nt
Organism: Helianthus annuus (common sunflower)
Lineage: Eukaryota; Viridiplantae; Streptophyta; Magnoliopsida; Asterales; Asteraceae
Exons: 1
Coding region: 1-381 (126 amino acids)
Source: RefSeq, a predicted model, not a curated record